Nanorana parkeri is the source of this 1200-nucleotide messenger RNA. RefSeq names its product glycerophosphodiester phosphodiesterase 1 (gene GDE1). The record is from RefSeq and is a predicted model, not a curated record. Lineage: Eukaryota; Metazoa; Chordata; Amphibia; Anura; Dicroglossidae. Gene Ontology annotation, biological process: lipid metabolic process. The coding region runs from base 80 to 1066 and encodes 328 amino acids. Gene Ontology annotation, molecular function: phosphoric diester hydrolase activity. The transcript has 6 exons.
ACAAAACAGGGGAGGCUGCACGGCAGCCAGAGCCGUCCAAGCUCCAGGCCAGGGCAGGCCUGUGUGUGGGCUGGCAGCCAUGCUGUGGGGUGAGGGCUUGCUGGUGUCUUUCUCCAGUCUCUUUGUGUUGGCAUUACUAAUCUCACGCAGUCCUCUCCUCUCCUGUCUGCUGGUCAGUGGCCUCUAUCUCUUACUGCUCUUCUCCCGCUUCCUCCCUGUACCUGAGUCCCGGGCCCUGCAUGUACUCAGACCCGCGGGCAAGGUGUCCAUCAUCGCCCACAGAGGAGGAGCCCACGAUGGCCCUGAGAACACCCUCGCUACCAUUCGACUGGCUGCAAAAAAUGGUGCAACUGGGGUAGAGCUGGACCUGGAGUUCACCAAAGAUGGAGUUCCUAUUCUCAUGCAUGAUGACACUGUGGAGAGAACUACAGAUGGUUCUGGCAAGCUAAGUGACCUUACAUUUUCUGAAAUCCGAAAGCUCAAUCCUGCUGCUAAACACAGGUUACGGCACCUGUAUAAUGAUGAAAAAGUUCCAACGCUGAAGGAGGCAGUCGAAGAAUGUAUACAUCACAAUCUGGUGAUUUACUUUGAUGUCAAGGGCCACGCAGCUCAGGCUGCAGAAACCCUCAGGAAGCUGUAUAUGGACUUUCCCAAUCUGUAUAACCGCAGCAUUGUAUGUUCUUUUGAGCCAAGUGUUAUCUAUAAAAUGAGGCAAGCAGACGUCAAUGUAGUCACUGCUUUAACCCAUAGACCAUGGAGUCUCAGCCAUUUAGGGGAUGGGAAACCUCGUUUUGACUCCAUGUGGAAACAUUAUUUCUAUGUAUCAAUGGAUAUUUUGCUGGACUGGGCAUUGCACCACAUUCUGUGGAACUUUUGUGGCAUAUCUGCUUUCCUGAUGCAGAAGAAUUACAUCUCAAAAGACUAUGUGGAGAAGUGGAAUAAUAGAGGCAUUGAGGUUGUGGCUUGGACAGUUAACAACGCCUCUGAGAAGUUAUAUUGUGAACACUUCCUGAACUGUAAUUACAUCACCGACAGCAUGGUAGAAGACUGUGAGCCUCACUAUUGACCUGACCACUUAGUUUCUAAGCUUGUUUUCUAGGGUGCUAAUAAAGGGAAGAAUCUCUAUCACUUAAUUAAUUUUGUGCACAUGCCCGUAUUAAAGUGAAGCUUCUGUGUCUUCCAAGUGUAUGAACAAGCAUA